UGUCACUUUAUUACUUCAUCCCUUUGCUUCCGCGAGAAUCAGAGAUCUCUCGUGCCUUAUCUCCAUUUCUCUCUCACUCUUCAGAUUCCCAAUCUCAAACCCUAAUUCCCAAAUCUCGCCUAAGAAAUUUCCUGCGAAAGAGAAGAAACAUUCAUCACCAUCAUCGAAGUGGAUCAUACACGUACUAUGUAGAUUAGAUCUCUGAUGGUUGGGUAAAGAGAAAAAAGAUGGAUCAGAUGCAGAGAAGAGAACCGAGAAGGGUGUGGCUAGGGUUACAAAACACAAUAGUUAUCCUCGUGGGUGGAAACCAUACCUCCUCCAGGUUUUGCACUCGCUAAAUCAUUCUUCCUUCUUCCUCCUCCUCCUAAAUUGAAUCUCUCUACUUCCAUUGAAUCUCUCUUUCUGAGUAAGUAAAGAUCCGAUUCUUGUUUUAACUGUUGGAUUCCUCUUCUCUUCCUCCUCGCCAUGGGCGUUGAGCUGCU
Molecule: messenger RNA, 482 nt
Organism: Brassica oleracea var. oleracea
Lineage: Eukaryota; Viridiplantae; Streptophyta; Magnoliopsida; Brassicales; Brassicaceae
Exons: 1
Coding region: 228-338 (36 amino acids)
Source: RefSeq, a predicted model, not a curated record